GGCAAAAAAAAAAGUAGAAAUUAUUGGAUAAAUUAAAAUGUUCGUUUUGAAAAAUUUUGUUUUUUAAAUUAUAACAUUUCGAUUAUGUACUAAAGUGACGAUAUUGGUGCGAUCGUUAACUGGAAAUUAGAAGUUUUUAUGAAUUUGACAGCUGAUAUAGUUUUCAAUUUCAUUACACAAAAUUAUUUAAAUACCUGAAAUAAAAAGAAGUUUUCAAAGUUGCAAGUACAAAAAGACGAAUAUGGAACCGUACAUAAUACAGAUCUUUCACUUCCAAAUUAGAAACAAUUGAAAGCUGAGCGUUAUCGACGUCGGAGUCGGCAGGUUCUUACGAUUUUUGAAUAAUUUUGAGGAGUGAAUCUGGGUAGCGAUGGGUGAUAAAAAUGUUGAUGAGUUGGCCACCGCCAUCCUGAAAAGGAAGGAGCGUCCCAAUCGUUUGAUCGUUGAAGAGGCGGUCAGCGAUGACAAUUCCGUCAUCUGCUUGUCCCAAGCUAAAAUGGACGAGCUUCAACUCUUCAGGGGAGACACAGUCUUGCUGAAAGGUAAGAGAAGGAAAGAGACAGUUUGCAUCGUGCUGUCCGACGAAACGUGCCCGGAUGAAAAAAUUCGGAUGAACCGCGUUGUCAGGAAUAAUUUGCGCGUUAGGCUCUGUGACGUCGUCUCCAUUCAGUCCUGCCCGGACGUGAAGUAUGGAAAGAGGAUUCACGUCCUGCCAAUCGACGACACUGUCGAAGGGCUUACAGGAAACAUCUUUGAAGUAUAUUUGAAACCGUACUUGCUGGAAGCUUACCGCCCUGUACAUAAAAAUGAUACGUUUAUUGUAAGAGGAGGAAUGCGUGCUGUUGAAUUUAAGGUUAUCGAGACCGACCCUCCACCAUAUUGUAUCGUCGCUCCCGACACUGUUAUCCACUGCGACGGUGAUCCGAUUAAACGUGAAGAAGAGGAGGAAGCCUUGAACGCCGUCGGAUACGACGACAUUGGUGGUUGUAGGAAACAGUUGGCUCAGAUAAAAGAAAUGGUUGAAUUGCCUUUGAGACAUCCGAGUUUGUUUAAAGCUAUUGGCGUUAAGCCACCGAGGGGUAUCUUGCUGUAUGGCCCUCCUGGGACAGGUAAAACGUUGAUCGCUAGAGCCGUUGCCAAUGAGACAGGCGCUUUCUUCUUUCUAAUAAACGGGCCCGAGAUCAUGAGCAAGCUUGCUGGUGAAUCCGAAAGCAAUCUCAGGAAGGCAUUCGAGGAAGCUGAAAAGAACGCCCCUGCUAUCGUUUUUAUCGACGAGCUCGAUGCUAUUGCUCCCAAAAGAGACAAAACGCAGGGUGAAGUGGAGAGGAGAAUCGUUUCACAGUUGCUCACCCUUAUGGACGGUCUCAAGCAGAAUUCGCACAUCAUCGUCAUGGCCGCGACCAACAGGCCCAACUCCAUCGACGGAGCUUUGAGGAGAUUCGGCCGUUUCGACAGGGAAAUCGACAUUGGAAUUCCGGACGCUACCGGGCGUCUGGAAGUGCUGAGAAUCCACUCGAAAAACAUGAAGCUGUCCGAAGACGUCGACUUGGAGCAAAUCGCAGCAGAGACCCACGGUCACGUUGGGGCCGAUCUCGCCUCACUUUGCUCAGAGGCUGCCCUUCAACAGAUCCGUGAGAAAAUGGACCUUAUCGAUUUGGAAGACGACACAAUUGAUGCCGCCGUUCUUAAUUCACUGGCGAUUACAAUGGACAACUUCAGAUAUGCAAUGAGCAAGAGCAGUCCAUCUGCAUUGAGAGAGACCGUAGUGGAAGUACCAUCAGUGACAUGGGAGGAUAUCGGAGGUCUGGAUGGAGUCAAAAGGGAACUCCAGGAACUUGUCCAGUAUCCCGUGGAGCAUCCAGAAAAGUUCCUCAAAUUCGGUAUGCAGCCUUCUCGUGGUGUUCUAUUCUACGGUCCUCCAGGUUGUGGUAAAACCCUACUCGCUAAAGCCAUCGCAAACGAGUGCCAGGCCAAUUUCAUUUCUGUAAAGGGUCCAGAGUUGCUUACAAUGUGGUUCGGAGAGUCUGAAGCCAAUGUCAGAGACAUUUUCGACAAGGCCCGUGCUGCAGCCCCCUGCGUACUCUUUUUCGAUGAGUUAGAUUCCAUUGCCAAGAGCAGGGGAGGAACCGUCGGCGAUGCCGGUGGAGCCGCUGAUAGAGUAAUCAAUCAAAUUCUUACAGAAAUGGACGGAAUGGACGCGAAGAAAAAUGUGUUUAUCAUUGGAGCUACGAAUAGGCCAGACAUUAUCGACCCGGCUAUUCUCCGUCCUGGUCGUCUCGACCAACUGAUCUACAUCCCGCUUCCAGACGAGAAGUCGCGUGAAAUGAUUUUCACUGCUAAAUUGAGGAAGUCUCCAAUCGCUCCAGAUGUUGAUUUGAAGUACAUCGCCAAAGUGACACACGGUUAUUCAGGUGCCGAUCUGACCGAAAUCUGCCAAAGAGCGUGCAAACUGGCAAUCAGGGAGUCUAUCGAGGCCGAGUUAAGAAAAAACGUGCAAGCGGCUGACGUACCACCUGGCAGGGAGGCGAUGGAAGAGGAAGACCCUGUUCCGUGCAUCACUAGAAGCCACUUUGAGGAAUCGAUGCGAUUCGCCCGGAGGUCCGUCACCGACAAUGACAUCCGUAAAUACGAAAUGUUCGCCCAGACUUUGCAGCAGUCACGAGGAUUCGGAAACAAUUUCCGUUUCCCAACAGCCACUUCGGGCACUUCUGCCACCGCCCCAUCCGGCACAUCGGGUGCUGGCCCCGAGUUCCAGGACGACGGCGAUGACGAUCUUUACAAUUAAAUGAAACAAAAUCAACAGACAUUCUGUAUUAAUAUAAAUACUUUUUAUAUCAUAAAUAAUAAACUUUUUUUAAUCGAGGGUUAAAACAAUGUUCAAGACUGCGUGUUACCUUUUCUAUGUAAAAUCUCAACUUUCGUAGCUUUUAAGAAAGUAUUAAGCUGUUCAUGUAUCUUAAGUAAUUUAACAUUGUGAUACAAAUUAGCAGUUAA
Cimex lectularius (bed bug) is the source of this 2994-nucleotide messenger RNA. Its product is annotated as transitional endoplasmic reticulum ATPase TER94-like. Gene Ontology annotation, biological process: retrograde protein transport, ER to cytosol; mitotic spindle disassembly; autophagosome maturation. The coding region runs from base 371 to 2785 and encodes 804 amino acids. Gene Ontology annotation, molecular function: polyubiquitin modification-dependent protein binding; ATP binding; ATP hydrolysis activity. Lineage: Eukaryota; Metazoa; Arthropoda; Insecta; Hemiptera; Cimicidae. The record is from RefSeq and is a predicted model, not a curated record. Gene Ontology annotation, cellular component: cytosol; nucleus; VCP-NPL4-UFD1 AAA ATPase complex. The transcript is spliced from 6 exons.